This is a messenger RNA of Panicum hallii, 2549 nucleotides long. RefSeq names its product CMP-sialic acid transporter 3. The transcript has 16 exons. The record is from RefSeq and is a predicted model, not a curated record. Gene Ontology annotation, biological process: pyrimidine nucleotide-sugar transmembrane transport. Gene Ontology annotation, cellular component: Golgi membrane. Gene Ontology annotation, molecular function: pyrimidine nucleotide-sugar transmembrane transporter activity. The coding region runs from base 843 to 2042 and encodes 399 amino acids. Lineage: Eukaryota; Viridiplantae; Streptophyta; Magnoliopsida; Poales; Poaceae.
UUUCCUUUUCUUCUGCUACACUUGCCGCCGGACUCUGCAUAGAAGGAAUGGGAAAAAACCCUGUCGGUGACGGUGAGUGCCGGUCCGCACACGCAGCACACGUGCCGCGCGCACGGCUCCCGAUGAUUCCGAAGCUUCCAUGUGGCGCCUUGACUGCAUCCCGCUCGUCCUGUAACCAGUUCGGUACGGCCACACCAGUGCCAUGUCAAAUACCGGGAACACCCCUCCUCUCUUCGAACACCUGCAGGGGUAGCGUGCGAAUAUGGCCAAGGGGUCGGGGUAAUUUUGGAGUUCUAGGCAUUGUCUGGUUGGUCUCCACUUUUUGUCGUCGCUAUCCUAAGCAAGUCAGCGUUCAGCGAUCUCCUCCACGGUGACGACGGUGGCCGGUGCGCAAGCAGAAAUGGCCGUGGCAAGUUUUCAGUUUGAACCCUGUUUUUCUUGUUUCUUUGAGGGUGUAGUGGGCACAGGAUAUAGGUUGCGUUUUAACUAUGAAUCGUAACAUGUGUGAAAUCUUGUAAAAGCUAAGGUGCUUUAUCGGAACGAGGAUCUUACAUAAAAGUCCUCCCCCCUCUUUCAUUCUCGUGGCAUAUUCCAUCGGAGUAAUUUAAUUAUUUUCAUUUUUUUCGCUCCGCUCCUCCGCUUCCCAUUGCGGCAUUGCCCUCCUCCCCGCCGCGGCCUCACCCACCGCGCCUUCUAGGAGCUUCGAAUCGCGAUCGCUCCGGUCCCCGCGAGCUCACAUGGUGGGCGCGCGUGCUGGAGGCUAGGGUUCCCAGUUCCCAUCAUUCUCCUGCUGAUUGGAACCGCAGUGUUUCGGCGAGCCUGUGUCAGUGUUGGAGGCGGAGAUGAACGGGGAGGUGGAAUGCAGCGUGUGCCACGCGAAGGUGCCGGUCCCGGCGGCGGUGUCCAAGGCGUACGACAACCACCGGAGCACCGUGUCGUCGCGGCAACGCGCGCUCAACGUGCUCCUCGUAUCCGGCGACUGCAUCCUCGCGGGCCUCCAGCCUAUACUAGUGUACAUGUCAAAAGUGGAUGGGAAAUUCAAAUUUAGCCCGAUCAGCGUGAAUUUCUUGACAGAGAUUACAAAGAUUAUCUUUGCCAUCAUCAUGCUAUUCAUCCAGGCUCGACGUCUAAAGGUGGGGGACAAGCCACUUCUCACAGUAUCAACAUUUAUGCAGGCUGCUCGCAAUAAUGUUCUUCUUGCUGUUCCUGCUCUUCUCUAUGCUAUCAACAACUAUUUGAAGUUCAUAAUGCAGUUAUAUUUUAAUCCUGCAAGCGUGAAAAUGCUGAGUAAUCUCAAGGUUCUGGUAAUCGCUGUGCUUCUAAAGAUAAUAAUGAGGAGGCGAUUUUCCACAAUCCAGUGGGAGGCCCUUGCCCUUUUAUUAAUCGGAAUAUCUGUUAAUCAGCUGAAAUCAUUGCCUGAAGGUUCUAGCACACUAGGUCUUCCUGUUGCAGCUGGAGCCUACCUAUAUACACUAUUUUUUGUAACAGUUCCUGCAUUGGCUUCAGUUUACAAUGAAAAGGCUCUUAAAAGCCAGUUUGAUACCAGUAUUUACCUUCAGAACUUAUUUCUGUAUGGUUAUGGUGCAAUAUUCAAUUUUCUUGGGCUUGUAAUCACUGCUAUCAUCCAAGGGCCCAGUAGCUUUAACAUUCUGGAAGGACAUUCAAAGGCCACAAUGUUUCUUAUCUGCAAUAAUGCUGCACAAGGCAUCCUGUCAUCAUUUUUCUUCAAGUACGCAGACACUAUUUUGAAGAAGUAUUCGUCGACAAUUGCAACUAUCUUCACCGGAGUUGCCUCUGCUGUACUGUUUGGACACACUCUGACAAUAAACUUUGUUCUUGGAAUUUCAAUAGUAAUCAUAUCUAUGCAUCAGUAUCUUUCAAACCAAAUUAAGGACGUAGUGCCUAGCAGCAAAGUUGAAAUGGCUGACGUUCAUGAUCACAGAGUUAAGGAAUCUGUUUGCGUCAAUGUGACUGAUUCAGUGGCAAGUGAGGCUAAACACCGCCAUGGAUCCGACGAGAGGCAGCCGCUCCUUCCUGUAUGAUUUUACAGCGGAGCAGGCACGCCGUCUACUUGAUGAGAGCAGCUGGCGUCUGACCUACCAUGUCUGACCUGUGUCUCUGAAGCCACGUUGCUGCCGUGCUGUUGGCCGAGUAAGAGCAUGCGUGUUGCACGGCAGAAUGGCGAGCUUCCUUGAAAGAGUAAUAGAUGAAUGAGGCAAUGCCUUUAGCCUAGUGGUGGUAACACUAAUGGUCUAAUGUGAUAGGAUUUGCGCGGAAUAAAGUCUCAUAUUUCACCAUUUUCUCCCCUCUUGAGAGCUGACAUAACCAUUAGAAGUGGUUCUAUCGAGUGAUUUUUUUCCCCAGUUGCGGCACCAAUGUAAAUAGCAGUUCGUUUUCAUGUUAUGUGAGAGUUGCAUGAGUAGAUGUUAUGGCGUGUUUGGUAAGCUUUGAACGUGUCUUUCGAUCUACAGAAGAACGACACGGGUUAUCUGGUCGAUUUCUGAUCUGGUAAAACGUUCUCUAAGAGUCGCCGAGGUUCCGUGUGAUUC